CCAAGAUUCUGCUCUCCUCUGCCCUCUGCCCUCUGGCAAUAGCAAUUCCAUUUCUAUUUUUGACGUCUCUCCUUCCUCCUUCUUCUUCUUUGUGUUUUCUGACGGAAAUCGAAUUCUCUGGUACUCCGUUGCCAGGGAUUCGGAAAUCGGGGUUCCAGAAGAGUUAACCUGAAUACGGAAGCUUAGUUCUUCAGAUGUCUACGAUUUCCCUUCAAAGACCAGAUUUCUUUUCAUUUUCUUCUCGAUAUGGAUGGAGGACCCGUAAAAAAUUUCACAGAAUUCCCCUCUGUUGGACCAUAAAAAUGGAAUCUAAAUCUUCCCAAACGAAGAAGAAGGAAGAUCUUUCCAUACAGAUUGCGAAACCGCAGCCGAUUCCUCAUUUAGAACCAUCAAGGCCGUCUGAUUUAAGAUUUGAUCGGCUGCAGAGGUCGGAUCAGGGGUUGAAGCCAGGAGAGAGAUUAGAAUUUGGGCAAUUUGUGGCACGAGAGGCCGUGGUUGAUGAAGAAUUUUGGACAGCAGCAUGGUUACGAGCAGAAAGCCAUUGGGAAGGCAAACCAGGUGAAAGACACAUUGAUAACUUCAAAAGGAAAUUUGCAGAGCAGGAGUUCAAUGCCAUAAAAAGACGAUGUAGAGGGCAACAUUGGCAGAAAUGUAGGUGCAUGAUCACGGUUAAGAAAGAAGAGAGAAAUGUAAAACGCACCAUACUAAAAAGCAUAGUCGGUACCCUUGAUUUUAGCAUUCGACACUUGUUGCAUGGAGAGUCAUUUCCUGGGGAACUUGGGAAGCCUCUCUCCUGCAGUAUCCAUACAGCAAACAUAAAUAAGUACGGUUACGUGUCCAACUUAUGUGUUGCCAAAUCAGCACGUAGACAAAGCAUUGCAAGUAACAUGUUGUAUUUUGUCAUGGAAUUGGCCAGAUCAGAUGGUAAGAUGUAAAUAUCUUUCCUUAAGCAGCAGCAGGAGUUGUGCAAUGAAAGACAAAACAUUUCUCUUCUAAUCCAAUUAUUUGGAUAUGCAGGCAUUGAACAAGUAUAUGUACAUGUGCAUAGAAACAAUAGACCUGCAAAGGAACUGUACCAAAAGAUGGGAUUUGAGGUAACAACAUUAGUUUCUGCAUUGAUGCGUUCUGAUUUCCUUGGUGCCCUUGACUUAAUAUUCAUUGGGGCCUGAUACACACGCCAUUUGAUUCUCUACCAGAUGGUUGAAUUGGCAAGCUCUCAAUUGUUAGAAGAACAGACUGACUUGCUUUGUGUCAAGACAUAGAAAAACUCAAUUCAACUUGGAUUCUGGAUUUCUAUUUUCCGGUUUUUUUUUCAUGAAAAACAGAAAUCCUUAUUCCUUACACACUGAAAAUGUAGAUUUGAAUGCUCCCAUGCAGCCAAGAAUUAGGAGUUGAAAGUUGAAACCAAAAUUGCAGUCACUUUGAAUUGUGACUGCUCAGAGGUCCUCAUUGAUUUAUUAUUCCUACAGGUUAAUUGUAUAUGCCAUGGAAGCUUUCUGCUCCAAAGAGAAAAGACUGUAAACUGUGAGGUUGUUUAUUUUGUAACACCACUGUGCACAUAUGGCUACAUGCCAAUAUUGAACAAAGUUCUUUCUCCAUUUCGAUAUAAAAUGUUCCAUUUGAA
Messenger RNA from Rubroshorea leprosula, 1624 nucleotides. Lineage: Eukaryota; Viridiplantae; Streptophyta; Magnoliopsida; Malvales; Dipterocarpaceae. The record is from the annotation of a GenBank genome assembly.